AUGGCCACAUUAAUUGAGGCGUCAAGUGAUAAACGCUUGGCUUGCAUUUGGAGAUUGAGGGAAAUAAUUUUAAAACUGAAAAACAGAACUGGUGAAGGAAGAAAUAAAAAUCGAAAUAAAAAAAAUGACGGACUCUGCUGCCAACAACAACUCGCAAAAUGGUGGCGAGAAAAGCUUACCAUCAUCAUCCGACAACUCAAAUACUUCCGAAGGAAAAGCCUUGUCUCAAGAAGAGAAGAAAAAGUUGAGAGAUGCAAAGAAAAAGAAAAACAAGAGGCCAAACAACAAAAGCAAAGCCUUUCUCUUUCAAAAGAGGAGCGAAAGCGUCAAUUUGAAGAGAAUGAAGAAAAGAAAAGACAACAACGAAAGGAAAAAAACGAAGCUGCUCGUACUGGUGAAUCUAGCAGUACAUCUUUAUCCACGCCAACUGUGGUGGGUAGUGCUACUACACCAACAAUUUCUUCCAUCAAUACACCCACUGUUGCCUCCGUAGUUACCAAUACUGUUGUUGAUCAAAAGAUGAAGGAGGAUCUCGAAAAAUUGAGAAAGGAAUAUCAACAUUUAGAGAAACAACAUAAUGACUUGAAGAAGAAAUAUCAAGAAAGCAGAAUUUACUCUCACUUGUCCGAAUAUCAAAUUCCAAAACAAGUUGAAGUUAAUCAUGAAAAUAUCCACCCUGCAAUUAUUCAACUCGGGAUGCAAUAUGCCAGUGGACAAAUCACAGGAUGUAAUGCUCGUACAAUAGGUCUGUUGACAGCUUUGAAGCAAUUUGUGCUUGAUGCCGAGGUUUCGGAAGACAAAUUAUUGAGUAGAGAUUAUCUUGAUCCAAAACUUGUGAAGUGCAUCGAUUACUUGAAACAAUGCAGGCCAAUGAGCAUUGGAAUGAAGAGCGCUUUGAGAAAAUUUAAAUCCUCUUAUCAUCAUGUUGAUAAACUGAAAGAAUUACGUACUCAACAACAACGAAAAGAAAAGGUGAUGGAGGAAAUAGAUUCAUAUAUUGAAGAACGUAUUUCUUAUCCUGAAAAACAGAUCAUCAAGCAUGGUGUUGAUGGUAUUAAGGAUGGUGAUACUAUUAUGACUUACGCUCUCAGUGAAGUAUUGGAGAGAAUGAUCAUUGAAGCAGCUCAAACCAGAAAGUUCAGAAUAGUGGUGGUUGAUAGCAGACCAAAGAAUGAAGGCAAAGAGCUUGUGAAGCGUUUGAACAAAGCUGGUAUUACAUGUAGCUUGAUUUUAAUUAAUGCUCUCUCUUACAUGAUGAAGGAUGUAACAAAGGUAUUCUUGGGAGCUAAUUCAAUUUUAUCAAAUGGAGCAGUUUAUUCUCGUGUUGGUACUGCACUUGUUGCAAUGACAGCCAAGGCUUUCAACGUUCCUGUAAUUGUUUGUUGUGAAACUUACAAAUUUAGCGAUCAAUCUCAGUUAGAUUCCAUCACUGUUAACGAAUUGGGAGAUCCAUACGAUUUGGUAGAUUUAAGUAAUUUACCGCAGCGAAAAAGUUCUGUCAACUAUCUGUCAAGUAAUGAAGUUGGACAUUUGGAGAUUGAGGGACUUACACUGCCAAAUAAGGGCGAUCAAAGCAAGCAACAAAGUAAUGUCGUGUAUAAUUUAGAGAAUUUUGAGUCAAUUAAUAACCUCCAUGUCAUUAACUUGCUAUACGACAUUACACCUUGUCAUUAUGUUGACAUGGUUAUUACUGAGUUUGGAGCUAUUCCACCAACAUCUAUUCCUGUCAUCCUUAGAGAAUUUGGAAAGGAUUACUAG
Naegleria lovaniensis is the source of this 1758-nucleotide messenger RNA. RefSeq lists its product as uncharacterized. NCBI's taxonomy places the organism in Eukaryota, Heterolobosea, Eutetramitea, Acrasida, Naegleriidae. The transcript has a single exon. The coding region runs from base 1 to 1758 and encodes 585 amino acids. The record is from RefSeq and is a predicted model, not a curated record.